UGAGUUGUAUAUAUGUUAUAUCACAUUAGACUAGAUAGAAAGAGAGGGCAAACAUGUCAACGAGCACCCAAGUGGUGGUUCUGGACAACGGCGGAGGUCUGAUCAAGGCAGGAUUCGGCGGAGAACGCGACCCAUCCGCCAUUGUCCCUAACUGCCUCUACCGACCUCAAUCCUCCAAAAAAUGGCUCCACCCAAAUCCCUUAAACACCACGACCGCCGAACAAGACCUAACCUCCGCCGCAGUCCGACGUCCUUUGGAUCGUGGUUACCUAAUAAACCCUGACCUCCAGCGCGAAAUCUGGUCCCACCUCUUCACCUCUAUUCUUCGCAUAAACCCAUCUCAAUCCUCACUCCUCGUCACUGAACCCCUCUUUACUCUCCCUUCCAUCCAACACUCUCUUGACGAACUUGUCUUCGAAGACUUCAACUUCACCUCUCUCUACGUUGCUCACUCUCCUUCCCUUGUUCACCUCUACGAGACCAGUCGCAGGCCCAAUGGGCUUCUCUCUAAAGCCCAGUGUAGUCUUGUUGUCGAUUUUGGUUUCUCCUUUACACACGCCUCCCCUGUCUUCCAAAACUUCACCCUCAACUACGCUGCUAAGAGGAUUGAUUUAGGUGGUAAGGCCCUCACAAAUUACCUGAAGGAACUUAUUUCCUUUCGUUCCAUUAACGUUAUGGAUGAAACUUUCAUCAUCGAUGAUGUUAAGGAGAAUAUCUGCUUUGUUUCCCUCGAUGUUGAUCACCAUCUUAACAUUGCUAGGAAGAGGGGAAAAGAUAAUGUAUUGAGGUGCACAUAUGUGCUUCCUGAUGGUGUCACCUACACAAAGGGGUUUGUUAAAUAUCCAGAACAAGCAAACAUGUAUCUUGCCGCUCAUGGUAAUGCCCACCACGGGGAGCAAAUUGCCCAACAACAACCCCAGGAAGAGGAGGAAGAGGAAAAGGGCAAUAAGAAGAACAUAUUUGAUUUGACAAAAAAUGAAUUUGACUUGACAAAUGAACGCUUUCUUGUCCCUGAGAUGAUCUUCCGGCCAGCUGAUUUGGGAAUGAACCAGGCUGGUCUACCAGAAUGUAUUGUACGAGCAGUUAAUGCAUGCCACCCACAUCUCCACCCCGUACUCUAUGAAAGCAUCAUUUUAACUGGUGGAAGCACCUUGUUUCCUCACUUUGCCGAGAGACUAGAAAAGGAGCUUCGGCCUCUAGUUCCUGAUGGCUAUCAUGUGAAGAUAACUACACAAGAAGACCCCCUACUAGGUGUUUGGCGUGGAGGAUCUCUCUUGGCAUCGAGUCCAGAUUUUGAUGCCAUGUGUGUGACCAAGGCUGAGUAUGAGGAGCUUGGUUCUGCUAGGUGUCGCAAGAGAUUUUUUAACUGACCAAUCAUACCGUGAAUUCAGCCAUGCAAAUCUUCUUACUCACACAAAUGGUGUUAGGAGAGAAGGCAGUGGGUUGGCAAUGCAACAAGUGUGUAAACGAAGUUGCACCAGAUACUUGGAACAAAGUUGUGAAGUCUGAAUGACAUACAUUUUCUGGGAUAUGGGUUCCUUAAAGUAAAAAGCUUCUGCAUCUCCUGCAUAUAGGUCAAAAUUUAGGGUAUUUGUCUUUACAAGAUACUACAAGGUCAAAUACCCACCCAACAUUUUCAUUCUCUUGACAAAGUUAUGCCUAAAUGUAGAAACUCAAAUAUAGAGAAUCCAAAUUCCAUUCUUGGAGAAUGAUGCUGGCAGACUGGUAUUUUGGAUUUGUGUCUGAACGAUGGUGGCAACUUUCCUUCUAUUUGUGCAGCAAGCAUGACGUGCUUUUGGCAUGCCAACUAAUGUGGUAUUCGACGGAUUUUGCAUAUAUGAUGAUGAUAUUUAAUAUAAUAUCCUUUGUCUGGACUCAAAAGUUAAUAUUAAAUAAUGUAAUAUUUAUUAUUAGGACUUCGAAGUUAUUGCUUUUUCAAAGGGUGUAACUAGAUUGAGACAUUGUGCGGAUGUAGAAAUGCUUUUGUUUAAUAUAUUUAUUCUAUACUAACUAUAAAGAGAAUAGACUUUUGUUGUGGCCUA
Messenger RNA from Cicer arietinum (chickpea), 2042 nucleotides. RefSeq names its product actin-related protein 6. Lineage: Eukaryota; Viridiplantae; Streptophyta; Magnoliopsida; Fabales; Fabaceae. The record is from RefSeq and is a predicted model, not a curated record.